UCCAAUACAAAUGGUCCAAAUCCGUCUGGCACCCAGCUCUACUUGUCACGUUAUGUACUUUAGGUAAUAAUUGUGAUGACUGAAUUCAUUUUAUUUAUUGAAUGUAAUUGUUUUGACUCAUAUUAAAAGAAGAGAUAAUCAUCCUCAUCACGAUCAUGCUGCUUGAGUUGCUUUUUCUCAUUUUGGCAUCAUGUUGCAUCGGGGAGUCAAAGAGAAGAAAUGUCCUUCUAAUAAUUGCUGAUGAUGCAGGUUUUGAGACGGAGGUGUAUAACAACUCUGUGGUCCACACCCCCCACCUGCGCUCUUUGGCCCAGCGUAGCCUGGUGUUCAGCAACGCCUUUACCUCUGUCAGCAGCUGCUCCCCCAGUCGCUCCACCAUCCUCACUGGCCUGCCACAGCACCAGAACGGCAUGUACGGGCUUCAUCAGGGUGUUCACAACUUCAACUCGUUUGACGGAGUACAAAGUCUGCCGCUGCUCCUCAGCCAAGCCAACGUACACACAGGUAUAAUUGGGAAGAAGCAUGUCGGUCCUGGAUCUGUAUACCCUUUUGAUUUUGCCUACACGGAAGAGAACAACUCUGUCCUCCAGGUGGGGAGGAACAUCACCCGUAUCAAACUCCUGGUCCGAAAGUUUUUCCAGACCCAUAACGAAGAAGCUUUUGAACGAAGGCGAAAGAAAGACGAGAAUAAAGAAAAUAUAAAAGAUGAAGAGAAGCCGUUUUUCCUGUAUGUUGCCUUUCAUGACACCCACCGAUGUGGACACUCGCAGCCCCAGUAUGGAGCUUUCUGUGAGAAGUUUGGGAAUGGUGAAAUGGGGAUGGGUAGAAUACCUGACUGGACGCCAGAAUAUUACACACCAGAACAAGUAAAGGUUCCUCCUUUUGUGCCGGACACACCUGCAGCACGAGCCGACUUGGCUGCACAGUACACCACGGUUAGCAGGCUGGACCAAGGUAUCGGUUUGGUUCUUCAGGAGCUCAGGGACGCUGGUUAUGAGAACGACACUCUGGUCAUCUACAGCUCCGAUAACGGCAUCCCCUUUCCGAACGGCAGAACCAACCUGUAUCGCUCAGGGACAGCCGAGCCCAUGCUGGUGUCCUCUCCAGAGCACAGGGAGCGAUGGGGAGACACCAGCCAGGCCUACGUCAGCCUGCUGGACAUCACUCCCACCAUUCUGGAAUGGUUCUCUGUUCCCUAUCCAUCCUACAGCCUCCCCGGCGGCCCUGCCACCCUGGUUCACCUCACCGGUCGCUCCUUACUGCCUGCUCUGGUCACUGAGCCCAGCAGCUGGCACACCGUCUACGCCAGCCAGUCCCUUCACGAGGUAACCAUGUACUACCCAACCCGCUCCGUCCACCAGGGGGCGUACCACCUUCUCCACAACCUACACUACCGCAUGCCCUUCCCCAUCGACCAGGACCUGUACGUGUCACCCACCUUCCAGGACCUGCUGAACCGCACGAGGCUGAGUGAGCCCACGCACUGGUUCAAAAGCCUGGAGCAGUAUUACUACAGAGAGCGCUGGGAGCUGUUUGACUCCAGGACAGACCCACUGGAAACGAGGAACCUGGUAUCAGACCCAAACUACAGCGCCGUGCUGGAGAGCCUGAGGCAGAGUCUGCAGAAGUGGCAGUGGGAGACGGGGGACCCCUGGGUCUGUGGACCUGACUACGUCCUGGAGGACAAACUAGAGCCACACUGCAGACCACUCUACAAUGGACUCUGAUGGACACUGCUGGUACUUUUACUCAUCUUGAUCGACACGAUGUCCACACAUUCUUCUUAUAAAAUAAAUAACAUUCAUAUGUAGUUUUAUUUUUGUAUGUCAGUGCUACUUUUUUAAUGCUAAAAAUAAACUUAAAUUGCCUUAAUUCCUAA
Sander lucioperca (pikeperch) is the source of this 1879-nucleotide messenger RNA. RefSeq names its product N-sulfoglucosamine sulfohydrolase (sulfamidase) (gene sgsh). The transcript has 10 exons. The coding region runs from base 156 to 1727 and encodes 523 amino acids. Lineage: Eukaryota; Metazoa; Chordata; Actinopteri; Perciformes; Percidae. Gene Ontology annotation, molecular function: N-sulfoglucosamine sulfohydrolase activity. Gene Ontology annotation, biological process: heparan sulfate proteoglycan catabolic process; glycosaminoglycan catabolic process. The record is from RefSeq and is a predicted model, not a curated record.